Doryrhamphus excisus (bluestripe pipefish) is the source of this 3945-nucleotide messenger RNA. The record is from RefSeq and is a predicted model, not a curated record. NCBI's taxonomy places the organism in Eukaryota, Metazoa, Chordata, Actinopteri, Syngnathiformes, Syngnathidae.
UUUAAAAAAAUACAUGUUUCUGUGAAUGUGUGGGGAGAGCACUGAUGGAUCCAGUUUGGACCGUCACAAAGCGGUGCGGUUCUGUUAGACCUCAUCGCUGUUGUAGACUGCUGUUGCUGUGUCGGCGCAUGCGCACUUAGAGCCCGGGCGGACGCAGGAAAGCAGAGCUUGCACAGGGCCAUCACCACCAUCGCUGCAAUGAGCGCCAACGUCAACGUGAAAGUUCAGCCCCCGGAGCCCGACAGUGCCCCAACGGUUCCACCCUCUUUGCCCGCUGAAGCCAUUCUCCUCUGUGGGACGGAGACCAUGGUCAAAAAGGCUCGGACUCAGCCACCCACCACUGCGGCUCUACUCCUACCAGCUCCUCUUCCAGGCCAUCAAAAAGUGGACCUGGCGACACCGACCGUGGCAAUAGGAGACCCGAGUAAAGGAGGCAGGGCUGGUGAGGCCGCUCCGCCCACUUUGACAGCACAGGUGGGAGGGGCUUGUAGCAUCGUCCAUGUACUGGAAUGGAAGGAAGGAAUGGCCAUCUUGCCUGGGAGCAACCUCAAGUUUUGUGUGAGUGACGUUGGAGCACUGAGCACGCUGAUCACUCCAUCGACCCCCAGCUCCACCAACGAUGCCCCAGCAGGGACCUCAGGUGCAGACACAUUGGGAAAGCCUGAUGUGACAACUCCAUUGGUCUCGGUGAGAGGUGUGGAACCAGAGAGUUUACUUCAGGUCAAAUCUGAGGUUCCACAGAAUCGUGAUCCUGGAACUCAGAAGAUCUACCCAGAGGAGCUCCGCAGAGAGCCCAUGGUGGACAAGAGGAGCAUCGGAGUGGAGAAGGUGCCGGCGGGAGGCAGGGUCUCCUCCUUAAACGUUGAGCAGAUGAAGCCCAUGAGGAAGAGGAAGAAGAAGGAGUAUCUCAGUCCCUCUGAUGAAGACUCCGACAUGGAGGGCACGGAUGACAAAAUGGAAGAUUCCAAGACAGAUGGCAGACACACCAGAGGAGGUGGAGACAUGAAGCCGGAGCAGUGGACAUGGACACAAUAUCUGGAGGAAACAAAAUCAAUCGCUGCUCCAGACAUGCUGUUCCAAGAGACCCAGAGGGCACCCACGGUGAAGAAUGGCUUCAAGCAGGGGAUGAAGUUGGAAGGAAUUGACCCUCAGCAUCCGUCCAUGUACUUUGUUCUUACCGUGGCCGAGGUGUGCGGCUACCGUCUGCGCCUCCAUUUUGACGGCUACUCUGACUGCCACGACUUCUGGGUGAAUGCCAACUCGCCCGAUGUACACCCUUCAGGCUGGUGUGAGAGCACAGGGCACAAACUGAACACUCCCAAAGGUUGUAAAGAAGAAGAGUUUACAUGGACAAACUACCUUAGAAUGACUAAAGCACAAGUGGCUCCCAAAGAGGUCUUUGCCAGUCCUGGAAGGGUCGACGUAAAGUGUGGCUUCGAUAUAGGCAUGAAACUGGAGGCCGUCGACCGCAUGAACCCCUCCCUUAUCUGCGUGGCGACGAUCACUGAUGCAGUGGACGCCCGCUUCCUGGUCCACUUUGAUAACUGGGAUGACACAUACGACUACUGGUGUGAUGCCACCAGUCCAUACAUUCACCCCAUUGGUUGGUGCCAGGAGAGAAACCUGCCCCUAACACCACCUCAAGACUAUCCUGACCAGGGAGAGUUCUCCUGGUCCCGCUACAUGAAUGAGACUGGUUCUAAGGCAGUGGAAGCCGAGGCUUUUAAAAUGCGUCCGGCCCACAGCUUCCUGCCUCACAUGAAACUGGAAGCUGUGGACAAGAGAAGUCCUGGUCUCAUUCGUGUGGCAACAGUAGAGGAAGUGGAGACUCACCGGAUCAAAAUCCACUAUGAUGGCUGGAGUCAUGUCUAUGAUGAGUGGAUGGACUCGGAUCACCCUGACAUCCACCCAGCCGGCUGGUGUGAGGCCACCGGUCACCCACUCAAAGCUCCCCCCCAAGACACCAAAACACAUCAGCCACACAGUCCGAGGGACCCCCCGAUUCCGGCCCAGUCCACUUACCCUCCAUCUGUUCCAUGUAAGCCCAUCAGCCACACAAGAACCACCAAGUACAGUUUCCACAACAGGAAGUGCCCGACUCCGGGCUGUGACGGUUCAGGCCAUGUGACGGGUCGCUUCACGGCCCACCACUGCGUGUCAGGUUGCCCGCUGGCUGAGCGCAAUCAAGGCAGACUGAAGGCCGAGUUGUCCGACUCCGAGAGCAAGAGGAGCCUCUUUUUCGGACAGAGAACCAAGAAGGCGCAUUACCGUGGCAGAAUUGGCCGUCCACCCAAAUAUAGGAAGAACCAGCAGAGAGACUAUCAGAACAUGUCAUCCGAGUGCGUCUAUCCGUCGUUGUUUGUGUCGGCGCUGACUGCUCCGUCCGACCGUGCUUUGUCUCUGUGCUGGGAGCAACACUGUAAACUACUUCCUGGUGUCCAGGGCAUCCCAGCCAGUCAGGUGGCAGCUUGGAGCGUGGAGGAGGUCUUCACCUUUGUGCAGAAUCUAAUUGGCUGUGAGGAUCAGGCUCGUCUCUUUAAAGAAGAGAUGAUUGACGGCGAAGCCUUUCUGCUGCUGACCCAAACGGACAUCGUGAAGAUCAUGAGCAUCAAGCUAGGCCCCGCCCUCAAGAUCUCCAACGCUAUUCUCAUGUUCAAGAGCACAGAUGAGGCUCUUAAAUGAGCCUCGCUCGCGAUGCGAGUCAUCCAUGUGCCAAUGGUUCAUUUUUCGUUUGUGUUCUUCGCGUCCUGUGCCCCAUUAAAAAAAAUGUAGAGCGGAAGAACAAGUGUAUCGGAACACCUGUCAACAUAACAUACACUUGCAGGAAGUGACCAUAAUUCAGUAUUAUCAGCAAAUGUUGACUUAAAGUGAAUUUCAUGUGACAGUUAAAGAAAAGAUCAACUCGAGUUGGAUCUGAUUUGAUGUACAAAAAAAAAAAAAGAUGAGGGAAAAGUAAGAAAAAAGACUUAAUGCAAUAGACUAGACAGGCCAGUGAAGGAGCUCUCUCAAGCUUCUGAGUUUGUGCAAUAAUUCAUAACUAUAAAAGUUACUGUAAAAGAGGAUUUUAAAAAAUUGAGGGUUUUUUUGUGCCAAAAUUAAAUACAAAAUGUGAAAUAAUUUCAUAAUUGCCGACUAAAUUGUGAAAAAAAUAAUAAUAUUGAACCUAUUUAUUCUAACAAUUUAAACAUUUAAUUUUACUAAAUAUUCUGAUUGUUUAAAAUGAUUUAAUAUAAUUGUUACUAUAUAUAAACAACAUAUAAUAUUUUUUUAACGCUAUAAUUUGUAUUAUUUUUAUUUUGUGGCCUUGCAAACAUGGAAAACUAAUUCAAGAGCUGCAGCAUCAUGCAAAAAAUUAUUAAAAUUAUUAAAAUGGUAAUGAAACAAUUGAGAAAUUGGUUCAACGUGAUUGUUCAAGACUAUAUUUCAAAAUGUAUAAAAUGUCUAAAAAUGUGCAUAUUUUUGUUUGUAUUGAAUUGAUAAAAAACUGCUGGUGUAAUAAUAAAUAAUCACCCAAUCAAAGAUGCGAUGGGCCAAUCUUGACGAAAAACGCCAUAUUUUUGAUUUAUUUAUUUAUUUUUUGCAUUUUUUUAAAUUAUUAUUCGCCUUCUCGUUUGUCCCGCGUCAGCCCAACACAAUUCUCUUCAUUUUUCUAUGCGACCAAUUUCAUUUGUGGAUGCAUACAAUGGCACAUUACGAGAGCACAACUGUGAAGCGAAGCCCCCAAACCAGGAGUGUUAAAUGACUAUCAACAACUUGACAUGACGACUACAAGUCAAGCGUGUGUCGUGUUUAUGCAUGAUGUUGGAUUUCUGAUAUUGUUGCAGCUUCACUGGAAUGUCUUAAGGGCUUAUGGCUGUGUGUGUAUGUGUGUGUGUGUAUGUGUGUGUGUGUGUGUAUGUAAAGAUCAUGUUAAAUCAUUCCAAUAAACAUGCAAAGUUGACUUUU